This is a messenger RNA of Magnusiomyces paraingens, 3024 nucleotides long. RefSeq lists its product as uncharacterized. The coding region runs from base 1 to 3024 and encodes 1007 amino acids. The record is from RefSeq and is a predicted model, not a curated record. NCBI's taxonomy places the organism in Eukaryota, Fungi, Ascomycota, Dipodascomycetes, Dipodascales, Dipodascaceae. The transcript has 2 exons.
AUGCUUUCGAAAUCCUCUUUUCUGGAUUCUUUUAGAAGACGCCGUAGAGCGUCUCAAUCUUCUUCUUCAGUCGAGCCUCCAGCAAUUUCAGAAAAUUCAGACCGUGGAACUAACAUUUCUAACAAUCCAGGCUCCAAAGUUGUCAUAAUCACAAGUGCAGACUUUAAAGACUCUGAACAACUCAAACUUGCUAGCACAUAUCAAGAAGAAGCUUUGAGUAAAUCAUUGUUUUCUUCUUCUUCUUCUUCUUCUUCUUCUCCUAGCAACAAUAAUAAAUCUGGCACGAAGAAUAAUACCAACUCGCCUCCUAUUUCCAACACUGGUGAUGAUAAUUAUAUUGAAACCAACUCCGAUGAAAAUAAUAAUAAUAAUAAUAAUAAUAUUAUUAUUAUUAUUAAUUCUCCUUCUCUUCAUCCGCUCCAUUCCAAAGCUUCGCAACAACGACGCCUGUCGCGCAGUAGUGAGACGAGUGGGAUUGCUUCAGAUAUUGUUGAUUUGUACCAAAGUCAACAUUUACAGCAGCAAUCACAACAGUCUUCCCCUGUUUUGCAGACAGAAUCGUCGCCGACCAAGCGCAUCGCUAACUCAUCGCAGAAAUUAAACCCUUCUUUAUCACAACCACCACAACCAACCUUAACUUCUCAAUCUCAAUCAUCAUUGUUCUCUUCAUCAUCAAAAACCUCAAGUCCUGACCUUGAAAAUUUUACAGGGUUUUUAGAAAAACCAGUCAAUCGUUCUCCUAAAAAUAAAAAUAAUUACUAUUCCAGUACUAGCAACGAUAGCAAUCAUAUUAGCCCUUCUUCUUCUUCUUCAGCACAAUACUUUCCAGAUUUCUCCUAUCUUUCUCAAGACCCUUCAUCUUCUGCGUUUUCUUUAUUUGCACCAGUCCCUCCACCAAAAGGUCUUUUUAACCCAGACCAACUCCAAAAUUUAAAAGAACACAUGGUCAUCCGAGAUAAUAAAUAUAAUAACCGCUCACGGUAUGAAGAGUACGAAGAUCUCGCAGAUAAUUUAGACAAACUCGCGCCAGGGGGUCUUAGUGCUAGUACUACUAGUGCAAACGCCCUACGCCAGAACUUAGCGCGCACGUCGCCACAAAGCUCAUCCACUCAUAAUUCGUCUUUAACAAUGUCUCCACGCGCCAUGUCCUCAUCCUCCAUGUCGGCAGCAUUAUCCACCGGCUCGCCAGUCCCUGGAAAAUACUCUCAAAUCAAGCACGACUCACAAUAUUAUGAUCAGUUUGAUACAGAUGUAUAUGAUGAUCACGAUAUUGAUACAUUUUCUACAAGAAAGCCCCUUUCGGCUUAUGCGGAACGACAACCUGUAUCGCGUAUAGCAUCUACUCCUGUCCAACAGCGCUCUGCCUCUCGACAGCGCAGGUACUCAAUUGAUGAACAACAGCAACAGUAUCUACAAUACUCAUCUCAAAACUUAAAUACUUAUCAAGAACAACCUCAAACAGGAGCAGCAGCGUUUUUAAGUGGAAAGGACCAUUUGCGGCAAGAUGUGGUGCCACGAGCGUCAUCAGCAGCAACAACAACAGCAGCAUCAUUCAACAAACGUUCAUCAUUACAACCACAUAUGCUGGGAUCUAAUUCUAACGGAUCAUCUGGGACAUUAUGGGAUGACCUGGAGGCUGUCAAGGCUAAACUGCGGCGCAUGAAACUGUCGCAAGGUUUGCACGUACAGCAGCAGCAACAGCAGCAGCAACAGCAGCAGCAACAGCAGCAGCAACAGCAGCAGCAACAGCAGCAGCAGCAACAACAACAACAACAGCAACAACAGCAGCUACAAAAACAACAAAAACAACUAAAACAACGAGAAAUGUUUCAUGACCCUGAUGAUGAGUAUGAAUCAAGUACGUCACCUGUUCUGGCUCGAACAAUGCCUCCUCUUUCACAAAAUGAACCACAGGUAGACACACGUCGGCACUCAGCAUCAUUCCGACAUAGUACGGGAACUCAUCGAAGUACAAGUGUGAGUAGUGUGGAGCAGCGUCUUGAAGACAGCACAGAGUACAGACGCAGUAGCGGGUACCCCACAAAACUAAACUCACAAAUUCAGCAGCAGCAGCAACUGCAACUGCAACAACAGCAGCAACUGCAACAACAGCAACAAACUCAGUACCGCACAGCAGGCGAGCGACAUUUAGCCGAGGUUCUUGCAUACGCGCGGCGGACCUGGUUAGGACCCAGUGAAGGAGCAACACCUACCGCUGAUGCGCUUUUAUUGGAGCGCGCAGCUCAAGACGUGCUUCUGUUGUAUGAUACUGCAGUGGGUGGAAUUGACGAAACUAGUGCUGAUAGUUUAGAUGAGGAAAGUCUAGCAGGGUCUAUACGAGGCCGGCGGUGUACGGUUGCACAUGUGGACGCGUUAGACCGCGCAGCCUUGUCUUUGGCCGGGUUUCUGUUGCAGUAUCUCAAUACAAGUUCAAGAGCAGUGUCGGCGCUAUCGUUACAUCACCCUGCGGUAUCGCAGCAGCAACAGGCUCAUGCGAGUACUCAUAGUUUGGAGUCUGCAGCAAGUGGCGGGUCUGCGGGGUCUGGUACCCGUGCGCGGACCAGUCCAGUGGUGGGAUACUCUCAAACAAAUUCAUCUCAACAUCAACAAAUGUCGAAUAAAUCAGCAAGUUUGGCGACUCCACGCGUAGCUCCCAGAUCAAGUAGUGCUUUGGGAACACCAUCUAUGACAAGUACUCCUGGAUUUGGAGGUAAGGGGUUUCCAGUACGUCCAUGGCAUGGAUUAAGUAGUAAUUCAGGUGGUGGAGCCAUGGUUUCAUCUACGAUUGGUGUCAAUAAUAAUAGCCCAUCUGAGAGCUUGUUUGAGUAUGACUCGCCAGACGAUUUGCGUAUACUGAGUGUAAGUGCAAGUGGAAACUCUGGGAACGGUAGCCGACGCGGAAGCAUUGGUGGUGGAGGCGGAAGUAGCCUUUACUCUUCUACACGCAGUAACAACAAUGACCGGGACUCUAGGCGGUUUGGUGGUGGAGCCGCUACUAGUCUAGGACAUUAUAGUGGCAUGUGA